CUCUCUCUCUCUCUCUCUCUCUCUCUCUCUCUCUUCCUCUCUUCCUCCUUCCUUCCUUCCUUCCCGGCACCCACGCGGGCUCUCUUCCUCUUCCUCUUCCGGCCUGGCCCCUCCCAGACUGGCGCCGCUCGGUCCCACUCCCACCCUCUCGCCAUGGACUGCAACUGUGUCUCCGACCUGCUCCUCACCUCUUCUGUCCCUGCGCUUUGGACCCCAGGGUUCGCCUUCCCCGACUGGGCCUACAAGCCGGAGUCGAGCCCCGGCUCGCGGCAGAUCCAGCUGUGGCACUUCAUCCUGGAGCUGCUCCAGAAGGAGGAGUACCAGAACGUCAUCGCCUGGCAGGGAGACUACGGGGAGUUCGUCAUCAAGGACCCCGACGAGGUGGCCCGGCUCUGGGGCAUCCGCAAGUGCAAGCCCCACAUGAACUACGACAAGCUCAGCCGGGCACUCAGGUACUACUACAACAAGCGCAUCCUGCACAAGACCAAGGGCAAGCGCUUCACCUACAAGUUCAACUUCAGCAAAGUGGUGCUGGUCAACUACCCGCUGCUGGACAUGGCGGCCAGCUCCCCCUUCCUGCUGGCCCAGAACCCCUUCGGAGGGGGCGGGGGAGGAGGAGGAGGAGGAGGCGGGGGCCACGGGGCCGAGUGCCCCCCACUCACCCCAGAGGCCCUGCAGAGCCUCUUCUCUGGCCCCCGCCUGGGGGACCCGUCCUCUGCCCGCGGCCCCCUCUUUGACCGCCAGACGGAGACGGAGAAGCUUCGCCUGGAGGCCGCCUUCCCCUUCCUGGGGUCAGGUGUGUCGGGGGGGUUCUCGAAGCCCCCCGGGGGCGGCCUGCUGACCCCCUACGGCGCUGGCGGAGGCGUGGCGGCGGCGGUGUCCGGCGGGGGUGUCCGGGGCGGGGGCUCGCCCUUUGCGGACUUCCCGUGGGGCUUCAACCCGUACCUGUCGGGGGCCUUCCCCCUGGGGGGCUCCAAGCUGCCGGCCUCCCUCUACGCGCCCCACUUCUACCCCAACCCGCUGGCGGGGUCCCUGGCGCCCCCGCUGCCCUCCUCGGUGGGGCCCGUGACCCUGCUGCCGGCCGAGGGGGGGCCCGGGGCCCUGGGGUGCGGGGCGCCCCUCCCCCGCCUCUGCCUGGCCCCCCACGCCCGCCCCUCCCCCCGCGCGGAGAAGGAGGCCCCCCCGGGGGGGCGCCCGCAGAGCCCGGGGCCCGGGGCCCGAGAGGAGGAAGACCCCGACUCGGAGCUGGAGAUCACCGACCUCAGCGAGUGCAGCUCCGACAACGACGACCGGGACGACUUCAGCCCGGGGAGCCCGAGGGGGGCGGCCGGAGGGGGCCCCCCAAAAGGGGAGAAGGGCAAGGGGGCGAAGGGCAGCUAAGGGCCAGCGGUCAGCGGAGGGCAAAGUACAGCCCCCCCCCUCGUCCUCCUCCUCUUCCCCCCCCUCUUUGUUCGUUCGAUGUCUCUAUUUUUAUAGGAAGAUUUUUAUUGAUAUCCCCUCAAUCUCCCCCCCCCCCCAUCUCAAUCCCCCCCCCCAUCUAUUUCUCCCCCUCCGCACCCCCUUCCUCGCUUUGGGGGGGUUUGUUGACUGGCCCCCACCUUUGAAAAUAGACCCAAACACACACAGAUAUAUACGGGGAGGGGUCUUCGAGGUGGUCCUUCACAGGAAUGGGUUUGGGAAGGAAAAGGAGAAAGAAGGAAGGAAAGAAGGAAGGAAGGAAAAAGUAGGAAGAAAAAAGAGAGAAAAAGAAGGAAGGAAAGAGAAAAGAAAAGAAGGAAGUUUGGCUGAUUGCCUUCUCUGGAAGGAGAGGAAGAGAGAGAGAGAGGAAGGACGGAAGGAAGGAAGGAAGGAAGGAAGGAAGGAAGGAAGGAAGGAAGGAAGGAAGGAAGGAAGGAAGGAAGAAGUAGGAAGAAAAAAGAAAGAGAAAAAGAAGGAAAGAAAAAAAAGAAGGAAGUUUGGCUGAUUGCCUUCUGCCAAAGAGAGCGAGAAACAAAGUAGGUAGGAAGGAAGGAAGGAAGGAAGGAAGGAAGGAAGGAAGGAAGGAAGGAAGGAAGGAAGGAAGGAAGGAAGGAAGGAAGGAGAGACAUAGAGACAAAAAAGAAAGAGAAAUGAAAAAAGGAAGAAAGAAUGGAAAGAAGAAAGGAGAAAUAAAAGAAAUGGAAGGAAGGAAGUUUGGCUAAUUGCCUUCUGUCAAAAGAGAAAGAAACAGGAAGGAAGGAAGGAAGGAAGGAAGGAAGGAAGGAAGGAAGGAAGGAAGGAAGGAAGGAAGGAAGGAAGGAAGGAAGGAAGGAGAGAUAGGAACAAAAAAAGAAAGAGAAAAGGAAGGAAGAAGGAAAGGAAGGAAGGCAGGAAAGAAGGACAGAGAAACACGAAAGAGGAAGGAAGGAAGGAAAGAGGCAGAAACCAAAAGAAAGAGAAAGAAAAGGAAGGAAGGAAGGAAAGGAA
Molecule: messenger RNA, 2445 nt
Organism: Anolis carolinensis (green anole)
Lineage: Eukaryota; Metazoa; Chordata; Lepidosauria; Squamata; Anolidae
Gene: erfl
Product: ETS repressor factor like
Exons: 6
Coding region: 154-1380 (408 amino acids)
Biological process (GO): cell differentiation; regulation of transcription by RNA polymerase II
Cellular component (GO): nucleus
Molecular function (GO): DNA-binding transcription factor activity, RNA polymerase II-specific; sequence-specific DNA binding
Source: RefSeq, a predicted model, not a curated record